This is a messenger RNA of Eurytemora carolleeae, 2602 nucleotides long. RefSeq lists its product as uncharacterized. Gene Ontology annotation, molecular function: metal ion binding. The transcript is spliced from 6 exons. Lineage: Eukaryota; Metazoa; Arthropoda; Copepoda; Calanoida; Temoridae. The coding region runs from base 22 to 2304 and encodes 760 amino acids. The record is from RefSeq and is a predicted model, not a curated record.
GAUUCACUUCCAAAAGAGAGAAUGAAGUAUCCUUGUAGAUUCUUCAUACAAGGAUAUUGUAAAAAUGGGAGUAAUUGUCCGUUCCUACACCCAGAUAUAACACGAGAUCAACAUGGAAAUGUUCUUAAAACGUUUACGAACGAUUUGACAGGAGCAACAAAUAAUAGAUCAGAAAAUAGAUAUGUAGAAAGAAGAGAUUGGGAGGAAACCAGGAGAUCAGAUAGGAGAAGAUCAGAAAGAACGAACACCAAGCAGGAAUUAACAAGCAGUUACACCCCAAGGAUGGAGGAAAAAGGAAAAUCCUGGGAUAAACCUCACCAAAGCAGUAAAAAUUCUGCAAGUGAAAGGAUGAGCCUAAGAUCGAGAGAAAAACAGAAUACUACAACUAAAGAGAUAACAGUUGUGGAUAAAAUCUCUAACGUAAGAAGAGAAAGCAAUCACGAGAAGAACAAGAGAAAUGCAGUUGAACUCAAUGAUUCAAAGGAGAAGAGAAAAUGCUCUAAAGCGGAGGUCAAAAAUGAGGGUUCAAGGAAUACAAAAGUGAUGAAUACCAGUUUAAUCGAAAGUGAUGACGAAGAGAUGACGAACAUAAACGUAAAAUCAAAGGUGAUAUCAGAACAGAAAUAUUCAUCAUCUGAGAAAGAUUCAGACGACAACUUUCCUAAAACAAACAAAGUAGGACGGAUUUCCUGCGUCUGUCUAUAUAACACAUGGGACCCAGAGAUAAUGAGAUGCGGGACAUGUGGCAACUUCUCACACACAGCAUGCUACGGAGGAAAUGUGGAAAAGGAUCACACAUGCGUUCACUGUGCAUUAACCAUGGGAGUUAACUGCGGGAAUAAGGAAAUACAAGAACACUAUGAUGUUGCAGACAGGAAAGAGAGGACGCACAGCGACAAACAGAAAUUCGUGUUUAAACAAAACAUGAAGCGGGUGUUAAAGUCCAUUCUGAACCAAGAACAUGUUACUUGCCACCCUGAUAAGGUACCCAACAUAGAAUAUCUAAAGAUAAGGUUCGGUUUCUCCACUUCUUAUGCUUCAAAGAUAUCUCUUCACAUGAUAAACGAAGGCCUGAUAAAAUUCUACGGAGGAUUUUCAUUUGACGCCUCAAAGAUCAUUACCAUCCUCGGUAUUGUAGAAGAUGAACUGGAUUCAGAUGAAAUAGAACGAGAAAACAGAGAAAGACAAUUUGAGUUUGGAGCCUGUUACAAUGAUGGACAGUCGGGUAGUAAGCAGGGAAGAAGCUCUCAAAAACAAACAGAGAAAAGAUCACAAAACCUCGAUAAGGUGAUAUGUUCAGUAAAAGAAACCUCAACAAGUACAGGGAAACUAGAUAAAAAGGGAAAAGGACCAGGAAAAGGAAAGAAGUCAAAACCCUUAACCGCUGGUGUUGAAGCAACACCCGAAGUUAUAAGUGAUUCAAGCUCAACUACACCCGCUAGAACGACGAGUAGGAAAAGAAACAGAGAAAGCUCACAACCUGGGAUCCAGAAAUUGUACGAGACACCACAAAAAGUUCAAGAACUGGGCAAUCAGACAGACGAUAAGGGAAACGAAAGUCCAUCAUCGUUUAUCACUGGUACAGAAAUAUACACAGACCGAGAAGGUUGCAGUUACAAAAACAAGCUAGUCUGGCCGUUAAAAUACACAAACAGUGAAGCUCGGAGUAGUUCACAAAACCACGAACCAGUGAGUGUAGCAGAACUUGGAAAACACACAAAAGGACCAGUGUUUGGACAGAUUAUAAACAAAAGAGAAGCAAAACAAAAUAAUGAUAAUGAAAUGUGGAAUUUCCACUGUAUCGUUGGUAUGGGAGGAGAACUAGUUCAAAUGUGGUCUUUUGGUACUCAGAAAGAGAUACAGGAGAUAGAUGCUUCUAUAAUCGAAGACGAAUACUAUCUCUUUUGGGGCGAUUACUCAAUAAGGGAGAAAUACUCAACGCGGUUCAAGCACACAAACGAUUGGGCGAUAUAUCUAUCUAGUAAAUGCCGGAAGUUUGACAGGAUUAAAAAAUCUAGGAAGUAUGUUACAGAAGAAGGUUCAAAAUCUGAAGAGAGGGAAGUUUUUGCGGAGAAAUUUAAACCUGCUACAAAGAAAGGAAAAAAGGUUGGGAGGAAAACCGAACAUACGGCGAAGCUCAAGAAGAAAGAACUGGACCCUGGUCAAAGGAAGAUCACAGAGUUCGGAAGAACAGAAAGAAUUCCAUCAGAAUCUUCUUCAUCAUACUCAGAACGGAACACUACAGAGGUAGAAGAAUAUACUAGAGAUAGCAGAACAGAGGAAUCAACAUACAACAGUGAGUAAGCUCAGUUCUGAGAUUUUAAUGAUUUUUUAGAAAAAUAAACAAGAAACAACAAAAAAAACAUAAAAGGAAAAACUAAAGUGAGAUAACAGGGACUGAUGUUCUCACUUUAAAACAAAAAAAAUUUAAAAAGGUGACGGGUGUCAUAGUAAAUGGUUUUUUAAAAAAACAAUAUAUCUGUUAAUUUUAAAAUUAACAGAUUUAAUCGGAUUACACUGAAUUCGUGGUGAAAUCAUGAAAACAGAUUAAUAAAUAUAGAUAAUGUUUUUAAGAUCAAUAUAUAUUUGUUAAUUAAAUUUU